This is a messenger RNA of Gadus macrocephalus (Pacific cod), 1126 nucleotides long. RefSeq lists its product as uncharacterized. The transcript has 5 exons. Bases 346 to 696 code for a protein of 116 amino acids. The record is from RefSeq and is a predicted model, not a curated record. NCBI's taxonomy places the organism in Eukaryota, Metazoa, Chordata, Actinopteri, Gadiformes, Gadidae.
CGCCCAGGCAGCCACAGAUCACAACGCGAGUGCGAACACACGCGAACAAAGAGGGAGAGAGGAAGCGAAUGCAAUGACACUGGAGGUGGACCUCGUGCUUUGUGCACUGCUGGCGGUGAGCUCUUCGCGGGGAGAAGAGCGGAGGCUCUUCUGGGUUCUCCACUAGGUGUUACUGUUUCCGCCCUGGCUUUCCCUGACAUCAACAACGUCCAAUAUUAGAGGGGCGUGACAGCCUCAGUCAGUCAUCCAGCCUCCGUCGCACCAACACUCUCCUCCACGCCCGACCAGCCCUCCUCCGCCUCCGCCUCCUCCACUCUACCAUCCAGUCCUCCAAACCAGACCUCCAUGGUCCAGCCCAGGACGCGGACGGGGCCCCGGGGGGCCACACCGCCCCCCUCCUUCACCCCUCCCCAAUCCGCCUCCCCCGCACGCCGCCCUGCCGGCCCGCUCCACCCAGACCCUCCGUCGGAGCUCAACGUGGGCGACGAUGCCUUCCAGGGUCCGGGACCCAGCUCCCUCCUGGACCCUCUGCUGGCGGGGCUGGUGUCGGUGUGCGUGGUGACCGCCGCCGUCACCUCCGUGGUGCUCUGCCUCCGCUUCCGACAGCAGGCCGGGCGCCCAGAGUUCCAGCGGCUGCAGGACGUGCCCAUGGAUGACCUGAUGGAGGACGCACCCCUCUCCAGUUACACAUAUUGACCCAAGCAUCCUAUUGGUCACUUCUCCCGACGACGGUAUGACGAAGCAUCCGAUGUGUCGCUUCUCCUUAAAGGACGGAAGUACCAGACAGAAAAGCCUGGCAAAGCCCUUGAGUGGACGGGAUGCCCAACGCGUGGAAUAGUUUCCGACCUAGUCAACCACUUCGACAUUCCUUUGAGGAGAUUUUAUUGUGCCUUUUUUUCUUAAAAAACAAAAACAAACCCUGACCGAAACAUUUCAUGGAGAUUUAGAUUGCAAUUUAGUCGUUAGAAAAAAAAAUAUCCGUUGACUUUUCGGUUUCUAAGAUCUAGAUCGAGGUGAGUGCGACAUAGCCCCCAACUUGAAUCUGCCCUGAUUGAUUGGGCGGCGCCCCCUGGCGGAGAUGCAGAGUGUUGCAUCAUUCCUUUGGAUGGAUACAUUUCUGCUGCAU